Messenger RNA from Plectropomus leopardus (leopard coralgrouper), 1805 nucleotides. RefSeq names its product cytochrome P450 2J6-like. Gene Ontology annotation, molecular function: heme binding; oxidoreductase activity, acting on paired donors, with incorporation or reduction of molecular oxygen, reduced flavin or flavoprotein as one donor, and incorporation of one atom of oxygen; iron ion binding. Gene Ontology annotation, cellular component: cytoplasm; intracellular membrane-bounded organelle. NCBI's taxonomy places the organism in Eukaryota, Metazoa, Chordata, Actinopteri, Perciformes, Serranidae. Gene Ontology annotation, biological process: xenobiotic metabolic process. The record is from RefSeq and is a predicted model, not a curated record.
UAUUUUUUAAGCUGUCUGUCCAGUAGAGUUGGCUGUUUAUUAAGCUCAGACCCUCUUCUUACUGCUGCUUUAUCCUUCGUUAUCGAUGUGGCUUUUGAAUUUUUUGCUGGGUUUUGACCUCAAGGGGAUAUUCCUGUGUAUCUUUAUUUUUAUCCUAAUAGCAGACUUUCUAAAAAACAGGAAUCCACCAAAUUAUCCUCCAGGACCGUACGCUCUUCCUCUUGUGGGGAAUGUCUUCAGCUUGGACAGGAAACAUCCACACAAGUAUUUCACAAAGCUGGCUGAAAUCUAUGGGAAUGUGUUCAGCGUCCGCCUUGGCCGUGACAAGAUGGUGUUUGCGUGUGGGUACAAAAUGGUGAAGGAAGCCAUAGUGACACAAGCUGACAACUUUGCGGAUCGACCGUUUGAUGCAAUCAAUGAAAGGUUUUACUCAGGAAAAUCAGGUGGUCUGUUCAUGAGCAAUGGUGAACCAUGGAAAAGACAGAGACGUUUUGUCUUGUCUACCUUACGUACCCUCGGCCUGGGCAAAAACAUCAUGGAGCAGAGUAUCUGUGAGGAGAUCCGACACCUGCAGGAGGAAAUAGAAAGCGAGAAUGGUGAACCUUUCAACCCAGCAAGUCUCUUCAACAAUGCUGUGUCCAACAUCAUUUGCCAGCUGGUGAUGGGGAAACGGUUUGACUACAGUGACCACAACUUCCAGACCAUGCUGAAGAAUAUAUCUGGCGUUGUUAGAGUGCAGGGCUCUGUAUGGGGUUUGCUAUAUCAGGCAUUCCCUGGAGUGAUGAAACACUUGCCAGGUCCUCACAACAAAAUGUUCAGUCAAUUUCACGCCAUCUUAGACUUCAUUGGUCAGGAGGUAAAGAGCCACAAAAAGAGCCUGGACCCCAGUAAUCCACGAGACUACAUUGAAGCUUUCAUCAUUGAAAUGGAGAAUCACAAAGAUUCUGAUCUGGGCUUCAAUGAGAUCAAACUGGCUCUUAACUCAGUGGAUCUGUUCAUGGCUGGAACGGAGACGACCUCCACCACUCUGCUGUGGGCUUUGGUUUACCUCAUCAAGAACCCUGAUAUCCAGGACAAAGUCCAGGCAGAGAUAGACAGAGUGAUUGGACAAACCCGACAGCCGAGUAUGGCAGACAGACCCAAUCUACCGUACACCGACGCUGUUAUCCACGAGGUCCAGAGGAUGGGAAACAUUGUUCCUCUCAAUGGAAUCAGAAGGGCCGCCAAGGAUAUGAAACUGGGGGAUUACAUCAUACCCAAGGGUACGUCCUUGAUGCCCAUGUUGACCUCUGUGAUGUUUGACAAGACUGAAUGGGAGACUCCAGACACCUUCAACCCUGGACACUUCCUAGAUGCUGAGGGGAAGUUUGUGAAGAGAGAAGCUCUGCUUGCUUUCUCUGCAGGGAAACGCGCGUGUCUCGGAGAAGGCCUCGCCAAGAUGGAGCUGUUCCUGGUUUUGGUCGCUUUACUACAGAAGUUCUCUUUCUCUGUUCCUGAUGACGAAAAGUUGAGUACAGAAGGAGUAACUGGAAUUACACGAGUACCGCACCCCUUCAAGGUUUACGCCAAGGCUCGUUGAAUCAAAAAACAUGUUAUUGGAUUUAAGAAAUUAAACGCUUUAAGAGAGAAAGCUAAAGUUAUUUUUUUAGUCUGUAUGACUGCCUGGUUCAAUGCUUAUUGCCUCUACAUUCAAGUCUAUGUUAAUAUUUUUGCAUUAAUUGCACUGUUUAUAAGACAUUUAGCUUUGACCUUGUAGUUCUUAUUGACAAAAUAUAAAGAUUCAAUAAAUGUAUUCUUUGAAACUA